Scomber japonicus (chub mackerel) is the source of this 2002-nucleotide messenger RNA. Its product is annotated as beta-2 adrenergic receptor-like. The transcript has 4 exons. Gene Ontology annotation, molecular function: beta2-adrenergic receptor activity; norepinephrine binding. Gene Ontology annotation, cellular component: membrane. The coding region runs from base 159 to 1640 and encodes 493 amino acids. Gene Ontology annotation, biological process: adenylate cyclase-activating adrenergic receptor signaling pathway; negative regulation of smooth muscle contraction; norepinephrine-epinephrine-mediated vasodilation involved in regulation of systemic arterial blood pressure. The record is from RefSeq and is a predicted model, not a curated record. Lineage: Eukaryota; Metazoa; Chordata; Actinopteri; Scombriformes; Scombridae.
UGUGUUUGUGUGUGUGUGUGUUCAUAACUCAGCAAAAGAGGAAGAGAGACCAAAAGUUGCUGACAAACAUAUUAUAAUGAUACUUUGUGUUGUGGAGUUCAAAGCUUUUGGAUUAACAAAUCACUGGAUUGUACAGAACAGGAAAGAGCCUGGAGAUCAUGGAAUAUAUGAGUGCUGUGUCAGCACUGCCAAACCAGUCACAACACAGCAACUCCACCCAGGUCUCUGGGAGACCUACGGAGUACAGUGAUGCUGAGGUCGUGCUGCUGGGGGUUCUAAUGGCCAUUCUGGUCAUGGCCAUAGUUUUUGGUAACAUAUUGGUGAUUACAGCCAUCCUGCGGUUCCAGCGGCUUCAGACAGUCACCAACCUCUUCAUUGCCUCGCUGGCUGUUGCUGACCUCAUCAUGGGCGUAGCUGUGGUCCCCUUUGGCUGCAGCUACAUCCUGCUAGGAGCGUGGCAAUUUGGAAACUUCAUGUGCGAGUUCUGGACAGCAACUGACGUGCUGUGUGUGACGGCCAGUAUUGAAACACUGUGUGUGAUUGCUCUGGAUCGCUACCUUGCCAUCACCUCGCCACUCCGUUACCCAACUCUGCUCACCAGGGGUCGGGCCUUUGCGGCAAUCCUUGGGGUUUGGAUAGUGGCUUCCCUCAUCUCUUUCCUGCCCAUCCACCUGAAGGUGUGGGUGGCUGAUGAUGAAAAGGCUAAGAAGUGUUUGAGAGACAAGUACUGCUGCGAUUUUAACACCAAUGUACCAUACGCGGUGGUGUCCUCAAUUGUGUCAUUCUACCUGCCACUGGUGGUGAUGAUUUUCCUGUACACCCGGGUGUUCCAGGAGGCCCAGAAACAGCUGGAGAAGAUCAGAGGGAGAGAGAGACACUUCUAUAACGUGCAUGACACUGCACAGCUGGCUGAUGAUAGCCCUGCAAUGAAUAAACUCAGGGCAGGAACUAAGAUGGGAGAACAAGCGGGAGAGGACAGACUAAACAUGCAGAAAAUAGGAGGUAUACACACUGGAAAGCAGGAAAGCAAGCAAAAUGAAGGAGAUAACAGAACAAGGACAGAAAAACACUCAACCACAAAGCGCCUUAAGUUCUGCCUUAAGGAACACAAGGCUGUGAAAACUCUGGGGAUUAUCAUGGGAACCUUCACGCUGUGCUGGCUGCCCUUCUUCAUCCUCAACAUCCUCAUGGCCUUCCUCCAUCUGAAUGACAUUCAACUGGUCUUCAGACUCCUCAACUGGCUAGGAUACUCCAACUCAGCUUUCAACCCGCUCAUUUAUUGCCGCAGCCCCGACUUCAGGCAUGCUUUUCAGGAGAUACUCUGUUUCAGGGGCAAGAGGGGAAACAGGGGAAGGAGGAGAGGAUGGGGUUGGUUCAGAGAGAAGACUAGUUACUCAGAGCCCUCCAGUCGGACAAUAGAAAACACAGACCUGAAUUGUGUUAGAGGAUUGGAUGUUCAGCUGAGAUCAGGGUGGAAGGGCAGUUUGGAGAGCUCUAUUCGAGACAGCUCACUGACUCUGGAUCAUGCAACACCUUGCUCUGAGCAUGUUUUAGAGGUAGCUCCAGGCUCCCUGGCAAACUGGCAGACUAACAGUUCUGCUAAUGGGAGCCAUAAGGAAAAUCUGGCUUCUAUUGCUUGACCAAUUCAAUUAUUGUACUUUACAUUAUGUGUAUAAAGCUGUGCAGUAAACAGCACUUUGAUGAAGCUUGUAAUGUUUAUUUGUGGUUGGAGAAUUACUCAACCUUUUGCUCUUUUAUGAGGCUGUAACUUGUGGCAUUGUUAGCUAAUAUUCUGUUGCGUGUUUUUGAUGUUACUGGGUGUACUUGCAAUUACUGUUCCUCUUUGCUGCUGGAGUAUUGAUAAUUCCUGUUUUUGUUAUGUAGAUCACAAAUACCAAGGCAGCUACACAAGUGAAACUUUAAAAGAGGUCUGUCUUAUACCUCCAAGUGAAUUUUCAAGGCUUCACAAUGCACCUUUUUGAGGUAAAAAGAGGCCAAUUAG